Molecule: messenger RNA, 1176 nt
Organism: Trichomycterus rosablanca
Lineage: Eukaryota; Metazoa; Chordata; Actinopteri; Siluriformes; Trichomycteridae
Gene: tmem121b
Product: transmembrane protein 121B
Exons: 1
Coding region: 1-1176 (391 amino acids)
Source: RefSeq, a predicted model, not a curated record
AUGAUCUCGGAUAUUCGAAAAGCAAACUCCGUUCCCAGCUGUGUUCGAGCCGAAGCGGCGAUUUACCCCGAUUCCCCCGUGUCUUCAGCCCCCGAACACGGACAGCUCCUUAUCCGCAGCGGCGCGUCCACGAGAGCCACGAGCACGAGCGCGGAGCGAGACAGCACGGGGACGGUAAGCGGCGCGGUUCCUGCCAUGACCUCGGGCUGUGAUUUCCCUCCAUCCGCUCCUCCCUUCGUCCCGCGUUCCACCAAAAACAUCUUCUACAAGGUUCUGUGUUUCAUCCUGCUCCUUGUUCAAGGGGGCAUCCUUGACUUCUACCUCAUUGCUUUCACAGACCUGUACUGGUGUUCGUGGAUAGCCACAGAUCUGGUGGUGGUCUCCGGCUGGGCCAUCUUCUUUGUCCGAAACGCCCGGAGCAAGCGUGAACGGGCGUGUGGCUUUCGCCAAAAGAGUUCGCUCUUCGGCUGCCACUUGGGUGAGUUUGCCUUUGCACACCUUGCCUGGCUGGUCUAUGUGAUAGCGUACGCCCCCAAGGUGGCGCUUGUGCUCCAGACGUCGAUCCUGGAACUGCUGGCCCGUGAGGUGCCCUUCGGUGCUACCGGUUUUAAGGCGACGUCCUUGCUCAGUGCACCUUUGCUCUUCUGCCUGAUCAACUCCCUUGUGGAGGAUUCCCAUGGUUCCCCGAGGUACCACUCGCACAGCUGCUUUGUGAGCACGUGUGUGGACGUCCUGGAUAGCUUCACGCUCGUCGAGCUGCUCCUCAUAAAGAAUGAGAUCCCGAACACGUACCUGAAGUACUCGGUGAUGGCGGCGUACUUCGUGGCCCUGACUGUCCCGGUGUUAUGGCUCUACGAGCUCUCCACAGCUUCACGCAUGCACUGCCGCUGGAUGUGUUCCCGGUUCCUCGGCAGCGUACUCCUCGACGCACCCUUACUAGCCGUCAGAUGCUUGAUGGUGUUUCUUUACGACAUGCCCGUGUCACUGUUCAUGUUUAAGAAUGUCUUUUUCUUGGCAUGCAAGUGCCUGGAGUUGGUGGAGCAGUGUGCUAGCAUGAGGAGCGUCCGGAAACUCACCCGCGGAGGAGACCCUGCGCGGUUUUCCCACGCCGCCUCGGAGAACGACAUGUGCCCACACGGCUACGUUAACACCCUGGCUGUCAACUCUCAAUCUUAG